AUGGCCUCCCAGCUCCGCCUCCACCUUGCGGCCACACCACCUCUCGUCCUUCCGCACCUCCGCCACCUCCCGCGGCCGCUCUGCCCCACCCUAAACCCAAUCCGAGCGCGGCUCCUCCCUCUCCCAGUCCCACGCGUUCUCUCCCACGCUCGUCCCGCCCGGGCGGUCGGGGGAGGCAUCGAGCCGAAGGAAGGUGUUGUCGCGGAGGGGAAGGAGUCCGGAGGGGAGCCCCUGCUCGUGGGGGAGGAUUCGGCUGCGUUCGAACUCAAGGACCAGAGCGUGGCGUCGUGGGCUUACUUCGCCGGGAUACUAGCCGCGGUGCUCGUUGCGCUCAACGUGCUGUGGAUCGACCCCGGUACCGGAGUCGGGACCAAAUUCCUCGACGCUGUCGCCUCCGUCUCCGACAGCCACGAGGUCGUUAUGUUGCUCCUUACCAUAAUAUUUGCUGUAGUUCAUAGUGGUAUGGCAAGCCUACGGGAAAGUGGUGAGAAAAUAGUAGGGGAGCGUGCUUACCGUGUGCUAUUCGCUGGAAUUUCACUGCCUUUAGUAGUUACUACUAUUGUAUACUUCAUAAAUCAUCGGUAUGAUGGUAUUCAAUUAUGGCAAGUUCAGGGAAUCACUGGCAUUCAUGAACUUGUUUGGAUCUCAUCGUUCAUUUCAUUCUUCUUUCUGUAUCCAUCUACUUUCAAUCUUUUGGAAGUGGCAGCUGUGGACAAGCCUAAAUUACAUAUGUGGGAAACAGGAAUAAUGCGUAUCACCAGACAUCCACAGAUGGUUGGGCAGGUAAUUUGGUGCCUUGCUCAUACACUAUGGAUUGGCAACUCAGUUGCCGUUGCAGCCUCUGUCGGACUUAUCAGCCACCAUCUCUUUGGUGCUUGGAAUGGUGACAGGAGGCUGGUGUCACGCUAUGGUGAAGCCUUUGAAGUCCUGAAGAAGAGAACAAGUGUUGUGCCCUUUGCUGCGAUUCUUGAUGGACGGCAGAAACUGCCCAAAGAUUAUCACAAGGAGUUCUUUCGGUUACCAUAUGUAGCAAUCACAAUAUUAACCUUGGGCGCAUACUUUGCUCAUCCAUUGAUGCAGGCAUCCAGCUACCAACUUCCCUGGUAA
Messenger RNA from Miscanthus lutarioriparius, 1107 nucleotides. The record is from the annotation of a GenBank genome assembly. NCBI's taxonomy places the organism in Eukaryota, Viridiplantae, Streptophyta, Magnoliopsida, Poales, Poaceae.